CCUUAGUUGUUUGAGGACCCCAACGAUGCCAGCGUCAGGACCAGGCUCUGCUGCAUCUUCUCCCACUCAGCUCACAAUCUUCUAUUCUGGAACCAUUAGUGUGUUUGAUGCUGUUCCAGCAGAAAAGGCCCACACAAUUAUGCUGAUCGCUGCUGCUGCUGCUGCUGCUACUGCUGCUAAGAACUCAAGCAGAAAGGAUAGCGGGAUUCCUUCUGCAGCUGCUUCACCAGUACUCACAAGGUCUCCUUCCUUGCAGAGUACUGCAGCUGCUGUGGCUUCACAACAAUCCCAAUUUCAACCCAUUCAGAAUACCUCCAUGUGCAAUCUGCAAGCAGAACUUCCAAUUGCAAGGAGACACUCCCUUCUUCGCUUCUUGGAGAAGCGACGGGACAGAUUGGUGAGCAAGAGUCCCUAUCCUCCUGUGGUAGUGACAAAAGAAGCAGACAACACAGGAAGUGGCCUCAGUGCUGAAGCCCCGUCCCUGCAGGGCUGCUUCUCAGAGACUUCCAAAUCUCAGGAAGAGUUCCAACCAACUGCUGCCACCCACCUUGCAUGAAUUAAUGAAUUAAUGAAUGGAAACCUCGACGAAUUAUAGCACAAACAUAAGCUUGUGAUUAGUUUUAUUUUCUUAGUUUGUCGCUAUGGUUAUUUAUCUCACUCCAAAAUUAUUCAAAGCAAGUGACCAUCUAGACUUGAUGGGUGGCCGGUUC
This is a messenger RNA of Telopea speciosissima, 710 nucleotides long. RefSeq names its product protein TIFY 3-like. Gene Ontology annotation, cellular component: nucleus. Bases 26 to 556 code for a protein of 176 amino acids. Gene Ontology annotation, biological process: regulation of jasmonic acid mediated signaling pathway; response to wounding; regulation of defense response. The transcript has 4 exons. The record is from RefSeq and is a predicted model, not a curated record. Lineage: Eukaryota; Viridiplantae; Streptophyta; Magnoliopsida; Proteales; Proteaceae.